Molecule: messenger RNA, 1340 nt
Organism: Panicum hallii
Lineage: Eukaryota; Viridiplantae; Streptophyta; Magnoliopsida; Poales; Poaceae
Exons: 3
Coding region: 165-773 (202 amino acids)
Source: RefSeq, a predicted model, not a curated record
UUCCCCACCCCACCACCGUCUCCUCUCUUUCCCCCAUCUCUUUCUCUCCCUUCGCCGGCCGGCAGCGGAAGCAAGGAAGGCCGGCCGCGGCCGCCAUUGCCUCCAGAUUGCCCACCCAACCUGCCCGCCGCCGCCGGUAGAUAGGAGGAGGGUAGGCGGAGAGCAUGAUGCUGCGGCGCGUGGCCUCGUCGACGCCGGUGCCCGAGUGGCUGGAGGCGCUCCUCACCACGCGCUUCUUCCUGGCGUGCGGUGCGCACCCAGCGUCCCCGCGCAACGAGUGCAACAUGUUCUGCCUCGACUGCCGGGGGGCGCCGCCGCCGGCCUUCUGCUACUACUGCAGGGCGCACCGACACGCAUCCCACAGGGUCAUCCAGAUACGGCGGUCCUCCUACCACGACGUCGUCCGCGUCUCCGAGGUGGAGGACGUCCUCGACAUCACCGGCGUCCAGACCUACGUCAUCAACAGCGCCAGGGUGCUCUUCCUCAACGAGCGCCCCCAGCCGCGCGGUGCCGGCGCCGCCGCCGGCAAGGCAGCCGCCUCCCCCUACAACUGCGAGAUCUGCGGCCGCGCGCUGCUCGACCCCUUCCGCUUCUGCUCCCUCGGAUGCAAGUUGGUGGACACCAAGCGGAGCAACGGCCACGCGGCGGCGGCCGCCGACGGCGGCGCGGCCAAUGAGGAGGCGGAGGAGGUCGGCGGGAGCAAGAACGCCGCGGCGCGGCCGCAGGGGCGCCGGCGGAAGGGGAUCCCCCACCGCGCGCCCUUCUGGUCCUGACCCACCUCACCGGCAACAGCAUUCGGCCGAUCGAUCAAUGGCGUCCGGAACAGAAGAGGAAUGAAGAAUCAGUAGCAAUCCGAUGCAAUGCGAGCAUCAAGGCAGGCAAUGCCAGCAAAUGGGACUGGCCGGCUUCGUUCAUUCCCUUGUACUUACUUACUUACUUAGAAAAAAGAGAGAGGAGAUUCUGCCCGCCCGCCCAACUAGAAAAAAACAAACAAAGAAAGAAAGAUAUAGAUAGAUAGAUAGAAAAGCAAGCAAGGUGAGCUGAGCUCGGCAGCCCCAACCCAACCACCGGAAGGAGAGGGAGAGGAAGGGAAGGGAAGAUGCCGGGCCGGGGCCGCGCGCGCGCUGGACUCCAGUAAGGAACAUGUCUGUCGCCAUCUCCCUCUUGUUUCUCUCUCUCUCUCGCCAUGCCUUGCCAUACCACCAUUUGGCACGGUAGGUGUACAUGACAUGCCUGAUCAUUCAUCUCCUAGUCAUAGCCCAUGCAUAUUAAACUUGAAUUAGCAGGAAAUGGAUUCUUUUACAGUACAUUGGUUGGGAUACUUGAUAAUGAGCAGUAUU